This is a messenger RNA of Calliphora vicina (urban bluebottle blowfly), 1080 nucleotides long. RefSeq lists its product as uncharacterized. The record is from RefSeq and is a predicted model, not a curated record. Gene Ontology annotation, molecular function: catalytic activity. The transcript is spliced from 3 exons. NCBI's taxonomy places the organism in Eukaryota, Metazoa, Arthropoda, Insecta, Diptera, Calliphoridae. The coding region runs from base 1 to 1080 and encodes 359 amino acids.
AUGGCGCUUAAAAUAGUGCAGAUAAAUCUGCAGCACUCGAAAUGUGCUACAGAUAACCUUCGGGUACUCUUAGCCGAAGAGGACCUGGACAUUGGGCUGGUGCAAGAACCCUGGGCUUCUGACUUGGACCUUAGUUCAGAAGACCUUACAGUAGCUAAGGUCGAGCUGCCGUGCAACAGAAGCUUCAUGAUUGCCUCAAGCUACAUGGCACAUGAGAAGACAGCUCCUCCAGUUGAAGUGAGUGCUCUACUGUCCUCUGUUGGGGCAUCUGACGACAUCAUCCUGGGCUGUGAUGCCAACGCCAGGCAUUCAAUCUGGGGUAGCAGCGAAAUAAAUGAAAGGGGUGAGUCUUUACUUAAUUACAUUAAUUCCAAUAAACUAAGUAUAUGUAAUUCUGGUAAUACGCCAACAUUCAUGUUUCCAAGUUCGGACAACUAUAAUGGAUGGGAGGAAGUAUUAGAUAUUACACUCAUAAAUGAUAGGUCUAAGAAUAUGCCAGUUGUAGAAGAUUCGAUAACUGGUCUUGAGAAAAUAGAGGAAAACUUUAGUAAAACUUUAGUCAAGGCUUUCGAAGUUUCCUGUCCAGUCACUAAGGCUAAGAAAAGCUUCCCUCCAUGGUGGAAUUCUGAGCUAUCUAAACUACGUAGGGAAACUCGUAGGGCCUUUAACAUUAGCUACAAUAGUAAAUCAUGGCAACCAUAUCGUGAUCAAUUGAAAGCCUACAAGAAAGCUAUAGUAGUCGCAAAAAGAAACUCAUGGAGAAGCUUCUGUGAAUCUAUAGAUAAUACAAAAGACUCUGCAAGACUUAGUAGAAUUCUAGCCAAGUGGCAAUCCAAUCCUACUUAUAUCAAAAGGAAGGAUGACUCCUGGUCUGAAUCCUCAGCAGAGUCACUUGACAUCCUACUGAAUACUCAUUUCCCAGGCUGUAAGGAUGUUGCUACGGAUUUUGAGAGGGAAGGUAGGACUCUAUUCAAUAUCGAUAGUUAUAUCGUCUCCUAUGACAGGAUAUCAUGGGCGAUUGACAGUUUCGCACCUUUCAAGUCACCCGGGCCGGAUGGUAUAUUGCCAAAGAUGCUAUAA